Rhinichthys klamathensis goyatoka is the source of this 1615-nucleotide messenger RNA. It is a transcript of the gene syt1b, whose product is annotated as synaptotagmin Ib. The transcript has 8 exons. Gene Ontology annotation, biological process: regulation of dopamine secretion; regulation of calcium ion-dependent exocytosis; synaptic vesicle endocytosis. The record is from RefSeq and is a predicted model, not a curated record. Gene Ontology annotation, cellular component: axon; synaptic vesicle membrane; dense core granule. The coding region runs from base 1 to 1260 and encodes 419 amino acids. NCBI's taxonomy places the organism in Eukaryota, Metazoa, Chordata, Actinopteri, Cypriniformes, Leuciscidae. Gene Ontology annotation, molecular function: calcium ion binding; clathrin binding; phosphatidylserine binding.
AUGCAUGAGGGCGAUGCUCUACUGGCUGGUCCUUCCUUAUCUCCAGCAUCUCCUCCAGCACAGAAUGAAUCAAAGGCACCUGGACCUAGUCCUACACCCGCUGCUGUCCAGCCUACAACUGCAGAGAGUUUGGCCCAUAGCAUCAGAAGCAAGUUUCUGAAUGAGCUUCAUAAAGUCCCAUUACCAUCCUGGGCUUUGGUGGCAUUUGGCUUCCUCGCAGUCCUCAUCACGUUAAGCUGCUGCCUGUGUUUUUGCAAAAAGAUGAUAUUUAAGAAGAAAAAAGAUAAGGGUGGGAAAGAAAAAAAUGAGAAGAACACCAUAAAUAUGUCAAGCGUCAAAGAAGAGGGAACAAAACAGGCUGUCCAUCACGGGAUUGAUUCUGACCCCAAAGAGGAUCCAGAGUCUAAAGAGGCUGCAAAACUGGGAAAACUUCUCUAUACCCUUGACUACAACUUCACUGACAGCUCGUUAAUUGUGGGUGUGAUUCAGGCAGAAGGUCUUGCUGCUAUGGAUAUGAGUGGCACUUCAGAUCCAUAUGUGAAAGUCUACCUCCUCCCUGACAAGAAGAAAAAGUUUGAGACAAAAGUUCACCGCAAAACACUAGAUCCGACUUUUAAUGAGCAUUUCACCUUUAAGGUUCCAUAUGCAGAGCUUGGUGGAAAGACGCUGGUCAUGACAGUGUAUGACUUUGACCGUUUCUCCAAACAUGAUGCUAUUGGGGAUGUGAGGGUGCAGAUGAAUAAGGUGGACUUCAGUCAUCUAACAGAGGAGUGGAGAGAUCUGCAGAAAGCCGAGAAAGAGGAGCAUGAGCGUUUAGGUGAUAUUUGCUUGUCUCUACGCUAUGUACCCACUGCUGGAAAGCUGACCGUUGUCGUUCUGGAGGCCAAAAACCUCAAAAAAAUGGAUGUGGGUGGUCUCUCAGACCCAUAUGUAAAAAUCCACCUGAUGCAGAAUGGCAAAAGACUGAAAAAAAAGAAAACCACAAUUAAGAAAAACACACUAAACCCAUAUUACAACGAAUCAUUUAGUUUUGAAGUUCCAUCUGAGCACAUUCAGAAAGUGCAGGUUGUGGUGACGGCGUUAGACUAUGACAAAAUUGGGAAGAAUGAUGCCAUUGGAAAGGUUUUCCUUGGACUGAACAGCUCAGGAACGGAGCAGCGCCAUUGGUCAGAUAUGUUAGCCAAUCCAAGAAGACCCAUCGCCCAAUGGCAUGCCCUUAAAACUGAAGAGGAUGUGGAUGCUGAACUGACAAAUAAGUGAAGCUGUCUGUGCGUGUGUGAGCAUUCGCAUACUUAAAUAUUCAGCAGUCUGCUUUUAUUUGUGAAGUUUGUGUGUAUAUGUAUGUGUAUGUGGGUAGAGGAUGAGGUAGAUCUACUAAAAUCUCCUCUCUCUCAGCCACAUUAAUCAUCAGAACCAUUCAUUUUCAGUAUCUUGUGUGCAGAUUGUGCAAAGAUAAAUUAAACGAUGUAUUAAAUAUGUAAAAACUGUAUUAAAGACAACAUGAAACGGCAUUAACAAUGCAGCUUCUGUUAUAACAUUUCUCAGUUUGAAACACAAUACUUAGAAAAUAAUGGUGAAAUGUAUGUUAUUACAAUAUUUGUUGAUAUAUCUUUUC